AUGAAGGGUGGAAAGCUGGAGGCGGCCAUGAGUGAAUACCCAGCUGUUGGCAUUCCCAGAUGUGGUCCAGCAAGUCCGUUUAAAGGACACUUGAGUACUAAGAGUAAUGCUUUCUGCAUUGACUCCUCCCGAAGUCUAACUAACCAGUACCUGAUCAGAGAUCACAUGGUGUUUCACUAUAACAAAAUCCUUUCAGCCAAAGCAGCUGUAGACUGUUCCGUGCCCAAAAGUAGGUUGACCAGCAUCAAACUUGCUGACCAGCAAAGAAGAGAGAGACUGAAAAAGAAGGUAGCCAGGUGUGAAGGGGAACUGAGUGUGGGUAAAGCUGCCUCCCGAUCCAGCUCAAGAGAGAUUGGAAGGCUGCUGCCAUCCUUUUUUGGAAAGAGUUUCUUGGAAGCAGAAGACAAAGACGGUCUCUUCCCCGGUGCUCAGCAGGCACAGUACCUAUCAAGAGCGCUGUCUCCUUACGGCGAGCAUGGCUUGGUUCGCUCCAGUCCAGGAAAAUAUGCCAGAAAAGAUUGUCGGAAUAUAUUUAAUGCAUCUAACUCAAACUCAAGUGUCAGUACAUCAAGUACACCAAGAAAACACUCUGGACUUUCAUGCAGUUGCUCCACUGAUAGUUUUGUGAGCAUUCGUCAUUCCCAGAGGUGUCAAGGAAGCAACUCCAAAGUAUGCAGUGGGGAUCUUCUAGACAGGCACUCUGAAUUCUUUACUGAUAGCCGAAAACCUUUUACUCCACGCACCUUAAUAUCAGAUGCUAAAUCUUUCCUGUCAGAGUACAGGUAUUACACUCCUGCUCGAAGGAAAAGGAAAAAUCACUGCAAGCAGCAUGUGGAAGCUCAAACACAGACUGAUAUGAUCAGCUUUCCAUCUGCAGACAAAGCGUCUGAGAGAAAAGUUAUGACUGAACAGCAGAAGAUCACAUUGAAGGCUGAAAAUAGAAGAUACACUGUGGAUGUGCCUGAGAGAGGAAUAGCUGCUUUUCCAUACUCCUUCCUAAGAGAGACAUCAUUGUAUUCUCAGCAGUCUUCAGCAAGGAGGACUAUCGAGGCUGAAGAAGAGGAGCUUCUGUAUUUAUCUUUCAUUGAAGAUGUAACAAAUGAAAUUCUUAGCCUUGGGCUGUUUUCUAACAGAGUUCUGGAACAACUGUUUGAGUGUCAUAUACAAGAAAAUAAGAACCGUUUGGAUGAGAGCAAAAUGCGCCACUUGUUGGAUGUACUGAAAGCAGACCUCGGCUGCAGCCCGGGCAGCAGCGUGGAGCAAAUCCACGCAGGCUGGGAAGCCUUUGACUCGCUGGAUCUGCAAGAGUUUGAUAUGAUGGAAGAGCUUGAGUUUACCAGCAAAAGUCAGAGGCAAAGAGAAGCUACAAAAAGUGAAGAAUUCUUUGGGAACGUGGACUUAUCGUUAAAGGAACCAAACAAAUGUGAAUCACCAGUAUGCAGGGAAAGUUCAAAGGAGCCACAGAGCAAGGACGACUUUUCAGAAGAUGUCGCUGAAAUGAUGGAUGCUGGGACAGAGUAUGAUCCUUGUGCGAAAUCUGAAGAAGACCCAGACACUUCACCCUCAUGUGAGGCAACUUUAAACUUGAUUACUUGUGACACUGAUUUGGAAGCCAACAAGGAACUUGAUGAUCUUGAGGAAAGCUUUGCAGAGGCCCUUCAGAUCUCACGUGACUAUUCAGAAUAGUAGUGAAAACUUAGCUGUUAAAUAGGGAUAGAGCUAGUUCUGUGGAGAAUUGCCAUUUGUUAAAUAGUAGUAAAUUAUUUAUUUUCAAUUUGUUUAAAUACUGCUAAAAUCUCUCUAGCAGGAUAUUAUUAAUUGGGCAUUAAUUAAUCUCUGUAUUAAUGUAGACUCUAAAGGGUAAAGUGUCACUUAUCAAAAAAA
Molecule: messenger RNA, 1884 nt
Organism: Pygoscelis adeliae (Adelie penguin)
Lineage: Eukaryota; Metazoa; Chordata; Aves; Sphenisciformes; Spheniscidae
Gene: SPATA7
Product: spermatogenesis associated 7
Exons: 12
Coding region: 1-1686 (561 amino acids)
Biological process (GO): protein localization to photoreceptor connecting cilium; photoreceptor cell maintenance; microtubule cytoskeleton organization
Cellular component (GO): axoneme; photoreceptor distal connecting cilium; rod photoreceptor outer segment
Source: RefSeq, a predicted model, not a curated record